AUGGCGUCCUGUACGGACGAGAAAAUAGAGGAGGAUCAAACGAAGCGCGAAGUUGCUUCUGAGACACUGCCCGACGCCAUCCCUUCGCAAGGUCUCGAAGAUGAAUUACGAAAUCUGCAGGAGGAGCAGCUCGGAAGUCUUCUCCUAGUCGAUGUCGUCUCAGGAAACUUGGUGACGCUACCGAUUGCGACAAAGUUUGUUGCUCUCUCGUACGUAUGGGGCAACGUUGCGACGCUAAAGUCUGGAAAAGAUAACAUUGAUGAGCUUGAGCAGCAAGGGGCGCUCUUUAAUGAACCCUACAAGUCGGCACUUCCGCACACCAUCCGCGAUGCCAUGCAUGUUGUGCAAGCAUCUGGUGAGCAGUAUCUCUGGGUGGACUGCCUGAGUAUUGUCCAAGACUCCGGGAAGGAAGAGAUGGACAAGAUGUUGAAAGCCAUGGCUCGUAUCUACGCUAGCGCUGAGUUCACUAUCGUUGCUUCCCAGGGCGAUGAUGCAGACUAUGGCAUCCGUGGGGUAGGAGGGCCUUCAAAGCAGCGCGAAUGCAAUGUGUCUGAGCGCGACUUCGAACACGAGGGAGGGAACGGGUUUCCGUGGCUCUCUCGGUGGGCUUCCAGAGGUUGGACGUUCCAAGAGACACUUUUCUCGCGCAGGUUGUUGGUCUUCAACAAAGAGGUUUCAUGGAUCUGCGGUCGACACAUGCGGAUGGAACAUGAAGCCGACUCGGCAUCUGGACUCGGAAGCGCACCUACCGUUUGGCCGAGUGAACGUCCUCACCUUGGCGUGCCCAUGGGAAUGAUGUCGCUCAUACCCCACAAUCCCUCACUUGGGCGUUGGGGAAUGAUCGUCGAGAACUUCGCAUCCCGCAACCUGACUUACGAGGAAGACAUAUCUCGCGCCCUGGCUGGUGCCACCGAAGUAAUGUCAUCAACUUUCCCGGGUGGCCUCCACAAGGGGCUUCCGUUGUUUUUCUUCGAUAUUGCUUUACUAUGGCAGCCAAGAGGGUCAUUGGAGCGACGAAAUGGCGAGCCAAGCUGGUCUUGGACGGGUUGGAAGGGACAACUUGAGUGUCUGUCAUCGUGGUAUCCCUUCUUCCCUGGCGUGUAUCGCAGGUCCGGUCUAUCCACGGAAUGGACAAUAAUCGCACCUUUAAGACCGUUAGCAGUAUGGGGCCUGUCUUCGCAAGGCAUUGGCAACAAGCAUUUGAAUGGUUUCUAUGAAUACCAGAAGAUGCGAUAUGACCCAGACCGAAGCAUACCAUGCGGAUGGGAGAGGCGUACUCAUCCAGAAGGUGACUACUUCGUUAAUGACCGAUACGCCGAAACGGGGUUCCAGUACGCCAUGCCACUGCCUUCUAUCGACUCGACGUGGGAAGUCGUAGACCCGGGCUUGGAUUCCAUCUUGCUGUGUACUGCACCCACUGCAACCGCAUCUCUUGGAGCUAUGCUGUUUCCUGGAAGCUCAGUCUUCGCAAUCAUGCACGACGAACUAUACAUCGGAUCGGUGACGCUUCACAGUGUAAGCCAUGAAACAAAGCUUUCAGGUCAACACUGUGACUUAGUUGCGAUAUCUGCGAGCGAACUGGCGAAUAAGCAAGAUACUCGCAAUCAAGAAUAUUUCGGCCACUUCUCUGCUCUUGCUUUAAAUUUGGAGCAGGACGAUGGCUCUGGCGCAUCGAUUGACAUUAAGGAUUGCGAAUUCUAUAACGUUCUAUGUAUUACAACCAAUAACGGUAUCGCAUACAGAAGAGGGCUCGGGACCGUGUCGAAACGCUACUGGGAUCGGAUGGGCGCGAAGGUAGAGACUAUCAAGCUUGGUUAA
Molecule: messenger RNA, 1818 nt
Organism: Didymosphaeria variabile
Lineage: Eukaryota; Fungi; Ascomycota; Dothideomycetes; Pleosporales; Didymosphaeriaceae
Exons: 2
Coding region: 1-1818 (605 amino acids)
Source: RefSeq, a predicted model, not a curated record